AUGGGUUUGUGCAACCGCGGGGCGCAGCAUCACGCGGGACGGCCAGUGCCGGCGGCGUCGAUAGCUCGAGGCUACGGAUAUCCUGAGUCACGAAGGUUGAAGCAGAGUAUCUACAACUACCUUUGGGAGACUACAUUAACGGACUGUUUCCGCCGCUUUUCCCUCUUUCCUGUACAGAUCGCUCGUUUCUGGGUUCUCCGGACCCACGCAUUCUCAGCCGCUGUUGCGCUUGCUUCUGUCAUCACCCACGGAGGGCUCACGAAGACCGUGCAGGUGGCGCUGGGCGAGCUCAAGGCUAGCGUACGACCUAUUCGAAAAAGCUGCGCUGCACGGCGGACGCUUGCAGUUCCUGAGAUGUAUGUGAAGCAGCCACCAGCAGAGUGCCACCAGCCCCAGCAUUCGCAUCAGUAG
Messenger RNA from Sparassis crispa, 411 nucleotides. RefSeq lists its product as hypothetical. Lineage: Eukaryota; Fungi; Basidiomycota; Agaricomycetes; Polyporales; Sparassidaceae. The coding region runs from base 1 to 411 and encodes 136 amino acids. The record is from RefSeq and is a predicted model, not a curated record. The transcript has 3 exons.